Metarhizium robertsii ARSEF 23 is the source of this 810-nucleotide messenger RNA. Its product is annotated as 14-3-3 protein. Bases 1 to 810 code for a protein of 269 amino acids. Gene Ontology annotation, biological process: signal transduction. The record is from RefSeq and is a predicted model, not a curated record. Lineage: Eukaryota; Fungi; Ascomycota; Sordariomycetes; Hypocreales; Clavicipitaceae. Gene Ontology annotation, cellular component: cytoplasm. The transcript is spliced from 5 exons.
AUGGGUCACGAAGAUGCAGUCUACCUGGCCAAGCUCGCCGAGCAGGCUGAGCGAUACGAAGAGAUGGUCGAGAACAUGAAGAUUGUCGCCUCUGAAGACCGCGACCUGACUGUCGAGGAGCGCAACCUUCUGUCUGUCGCCUAUAAGAACGUCAUUGGUGCCCGCCGUGCCUCCUGGAGGAUAGUCACUUCUAUUGAGCAGAAGGAGGAGUCUAAGGGCAACUCGUCCCAGGUCACCCUCAUCAAGGAGUACCGACAGAAGAUUGAGGCCGAGCUCGCCAAGAUUUGCGACGAUAUUCUUGAUGUCCUCGACAAGCACCUAAUUCCUUCUGCCAAAUCUGGCGAGUCCAAGGUCUUCUACCACAAGAUGAAGGGUGACUACCACCGUUACCUCGCCGAGUUCGCCAUUGGCGACCGCCGCAAGGACUCUGCCGACAAGUCCCUCGAGGCUUACAAGGCUGCUACUGAGGUUGCUCAGACCGAGCUCCCUCCCACUCACCCGAUCCGCCUGGGUCUUGCCCUCAACUUCUCCGUUUUCUACUACGAGAUCUUGAAUGCCCCCGACCAGGCUUGCCAUCUUGCCAAACAGGCCUUUGAUGAUGCCAUUGCUGAACUUGACACUUUGAGCGAGGAGAGCUACAAGGACUCCACUCUCAUUAUGCAGCUUCUGCGUGACAAUCUGACUUUGUGGACUUCAUCCGAGGCCGAGACCUCUGGUGCCGCUGGCCAGGCCGAUGCUCCCGCCAAGGAGGAGUCUGGUGCUGCUGCUGAGGCUCCUGCUGCCGCCGAGCAGACUAAGGCCUCUGAGUAA